Molecule: messenger RNA, 1962 nt
Organism: Exophiala mesophila
Lineage: Eukaryota; Fungi; Ascomycota; Eurotiomycetes; Chaetothyriales; Herpotrichiellaceae
Exons: 1
Coding region: 50-1756 (568 amino acids)
Biological process (GO): polysaccharide biosynthetic process
Cellular component (GO): membrane
Molecular function (GO): acyltransferase activity, transferring groups other than amino-acyl groups
Source: RefSeq, a predicted model, not a curated record
GUGCUUUCUUCAUUGUUAGUAUAUUGCCCUUCGCAACAAGACAAUAACUAUGCGCAAAAUGAAAUGGCCCAGUUGGGUACAGACCAUGCGACCAUCGUGGUUCACUGAGACCUCUCCCCGAUACGAGAGUUUAGCAUUGACCGCCAACGAUGCCAUUGAUGACAGAAGUGACACGGACGAUCUGGACUACCAAGAUAUAGAGAAGCUUGUCCCACAAAGGCUUCCUUUGAGCUCAUGGACAGCUUCGGCUGCGUGUCAAACUUUGAUUUCUGGUUUGGCCAUCUGCUGGGUCGCUCUUCGACCAAGACUACUCACACCUUCCUCGCAACCUAGGAAGAUCUCUACUACGGACUGGCUGAACGGGGUUCGAGGAGUGGCGUCCCUCUUCGUUUUCUUUGGCCACGUGCUCGGAUAUGUGUUCCCAGGCAUCAUAGUCGUUGGUUGGUCCAGCUCUCGUCAAUAUUUCUUCGAACUCCCCAUCAUCCGACUCGUCUACAGCGGUCCUACGAUGAUCACACUCUUCUUCAUCAUCAGUGGUUAUGUCUUGAGUUGCAAAUCACUUGCACUUAUGCGCGACCCAAACGUCAGCCGUAUCAGCAUUUAUCAAUCUGUCGCCUCAUCAACAUUCCGGAGAGCACUACGUUUGUUCACACCACCUUUAGUGAUCGCUUUUAUACAGUUAUGGGCCCUUCACUUUCAUCUCUUUGCUGAAUACAACGGUCCGAUAGACCCUGGAAAAGCCAAGACGGUGCUUGGACUGUUCGCCUGGUGGUUUGACGCCGCCAUGAACGCGGCCGAACCUUUCAAUCGACAACUUCCAACUGCUUUUGAAGCCCCGCUCUCCAAGAUCGAGACAAUCUUCUGGACCAUAUCCACAGAAUACAGGGGCUCAUUGGUGGUCUUCACCUUACUUCUCAUCGUCGUCCAGACUCGACCCUCUACGCGUCUCGUCUUUAUCCUAACAUACCUUCUCUGGACCGUCUGGGUUGGUCGAUGGGAGCUUUAUCUGUUUGUUAUGGGAAUGGUUUGUUGCGAAGUCCGAAACUUCACUCGCGAAAGGACAUCGUCGUCUUCUCCCCACACGAACCAUUCUCUAAGUGGAAUUGUCAAAUGGAGAGGUCAAUCGUGGAAAUUGAUCAAAGGCAUUAUAUUGCCAUCAUUGGCCAUGUUCGUUGUCUUGUACUUUUUGUCACUUCCCGGUGCCUGGUUCCAACCGAUUGACUCGGACCUCUUCGGCGAUGCCCCUUUCUAUUAUACGCUGAGAGUCUACACGCCGCAAAGAUGGAAAGGCAACACUGACGCCGGGGACUUCUGGAGAUGUAUCGCUGCCUCUGCCUUUUUCCUCUUGGUCGACCACACAAGCAUUUUCCGACGAUUCUUCGAGUUAUCACCCUUACAAUACCUUGCCGAUAUCUCUUUUUCACUCUAUUGUGUCCACCCAUUCAUGCUCAAGUUGCUUGGAAGUAGAAUCAUCCAUCACGUCUAUCCAUGGACAGAGACCAUUCAACUGCACUGGGUCAAGUGGUUAGUCCGCCUUCUCAUCGUGAGUCUCUUCUUCGGCUUUCCGGUUUUUUGGGUCUCCGAGAUAUCCACCAAGUACCUGGACAAGGGAAGUGUCACAUUUGCCAGGUGGAUGGAGAGCAAGUUCCGAAUGGGUCAUGAUUCUGGACGCCCCAUCGCCCUUCCUGCUCCUUCCACAGCAAAUCAAGAACAAGAAAUUCGUGCUUUUGACGACCCGUUGGAGGUCCGUGGAUGACAAUGAAACCUGCUCUUGCUACAUGCAUGGCGGAAGAUAUCAUGUGGGCCCACUAGCUGUAGCUCACUUUACAAAUGCCUUGCGAGACGAACAACGAUAGAAUUCCGAGAAUCUAUCCGCCACUGUGGAAGGCAAGCCUGACCCCUGAGGCCUGACCAUGAGAGACAGUACGUCGCCUACAAUAUCGUCAGGCUGGCUACACCCCC